Messenger RNA from Aspergillus piperis CBS 112811, 2427 nucleotides. RefSeq names its product transcription factor domain-containing protein. Gene Ontology annotation, cellular component: nucleus. Gene Ontology annotation, molecular function: RNA polymerase II cis-regulatory region sequence-specific DNA binding; zinc ion binding; DNA-binding transcription factor activity, RNA polymerase II-specific. NCBI's taxonomy places the organism in Eukaryota, Fungi, Ascomycota, Eurotiomycetes, Eurotiales, Aspergillaceae. Gene Ontology annotation, biological process: positive regulation of transcription from RNA polymerase II promoter by galactose; DNA-templated transcription. The transcript is spliced from 4 exons. Bases 1 to 2289 code for a protein of 762 amino acids. The record is from RefSeq and is a predicted model, not a curated record.
AUGGACCGCGACUCAGUUAAGCGAGGCAGCAACACUCCGGAACCGCCUCGGAGCAAAAAGCGCGCCAAAUAUACCCAGGUCGCUUGCAAUGAGUGUAAGCGACGGAAGCUGAAAUGUAGCGGCGAGCCUGUCUGCUCCCGCUGUGCCAGGGACAAUGUUCGUUGCGUCUACGCACCGAAUGCUCACGUUGUCGCUAGCACGGCUUCUCCUUCGGUCGAGGAUCCUGUCAAAGAUGAGAGGUAUGACAGAUUGUCUACUCGGCUGCAGACCGUCGAUCAGCAAAUUGCAUCCCUUCAGCGAGAAAUGCGAGCCAUGGCCGCUCGUCUUCGUCACCUGGAAUCAACAUCGGUGACCACUCCAGCAAACAAUACUAGCAUACCCACCUCCAUGUCGACUGUUUCUUCGGCAUCGGUCAAUACCGGACUGCAGCGGAUUCUGAACCGUCCCAAAUCUCCCAGCUACGUCGGUCCCACCAGUGCCGAGUUUGGCCUCACUGCGCGGCAGAAGGCAUCGGAGGACAGCGAUGGCGAUGCAGAUGAAACCGACUCGGCAGCAGCACCGAGCCCAGCACCUGCUCAAGACUCAGAAGCCCUAUCCGGUGACCCUCUUCGGUGUAUGGGUCUCACAGAGACCCUGCGACUGGUGACGGUCUAUGAGAAUACUGUUGGCCUGAUCUACCCGUGCGUGGACCUCGACAGCGUGCGCGCGUACGUGGUCGAGUACUUCCGGGAUGAGAGGGACGGGCCCAAUGAGACACGUUCGCCUGAAACCGAAGACCAGGAUUGGUUCUUUGCUCGGGACGUGGAGGUGCUGAAAAUCAUUGUGGCAACAGCCUUGUUAGCGGAAUCUCACGGUCGCAGCGAAAGGGCGGCCUGGUUGGCAGACAGCGUCGAGGAUCAGUUUGCUUCUCGGUACAAGGUCCCUGAAGUGGAUAUGAAGGAGUUGCUUAUCCUGACCUUAGUGUCCAUCUUCCACUCCUACCGCGACGACGAAGUGAUUGCGUGGCGGACAAUCGGGUCCGCUGUUCGGGGCGCCGUCCAACUCGGCCUACACUGUCAGGAGACAUGGCUAAGAACGGGGGGUGUAUUUCCGGGCGAACUGCACAGAACAUGGGCCAGCCGGCUGUUCUGGUGCAUGUACGUACUCGAUCGGAAAUGGUCGUUCGGAACGGGUCUGCCGUUCGCCAUCCAGGAUUCCGACAUGGACACGAACCUACCGGAGCCGGGCACCUCGACGCCAUACCUGACCUGCAUGAUCUCGUACGCACGACUCAGCUCCAAAAUCUGGGGCCUUGUGGUCGGCUGGCGCACGCGCCCUCGAGCCGCGACGGCAGACUACUGCUCAUACCUAGACUUUCAAGUGCAGCAAUGGAUCCAAUCCAUCCCGCCAGAGCUGCGCUUCGACCCGUCGCAGCGAUCAUCCUCCACAGCACCCAAUGCGCAGACAGACAGCAUGAUGAUGCUUCAAGUCCUACUAGCACUGCAGGCGAAUCAGCUGCGCAUUCUCGUCUACAGACAAUACCUCCUCAGCACAGAGAGCAUCGAAGAAAGCGUGCCGAGUGCAUCCAUCGCCGUCGAAACCGCCAAAAGCACCGUCCACAUGCUCGACUUCUUCAGCCGCGUCUCAGGAAUCUACUUCCAACGUCCCGAGCCAUUCAACUACUUCCUCAUCUCAGCCCUCGCUGCGUUGUUCCUCGCUGUACUCCACGCCCCCUCCCGGUUCAGCCAAGUCUGUCGUCCAGAAUUCUACAAAGCCGUCGACAUGGUCCGCAGAUCAUCCACUCGUGCCCGCACAUCCCGCCGUCUGCAGAAGAUCAUCCGGAAUCUGAAACUGAUUCGCUCAAACUUGGGAGCUAAGUCUCCCCGACAAGCUGGAGCUCAGCUACAACACCAGCACCAACACCCACACCAGACACCCAAGCGACAGCCUUCAAUAUCUACGACCAUGUCUGCAGCCGUACCUUUUACCCCGGUGGAUACACCCUACCCACCACAUCCGCAGCACCAACUUUCGGGAUUCAACCCCGUUCAUCAGCAGUCAGUGUCGGUGUCCGCGUACUGGCCCGCAACAGCAGCAGGAGGGAACGCAGCGGUUGAUGAUCAACAGGAAAGCUGCGAGGAUCUGACGAGUUUCUUUGAAAUGGCGGGCGGGUUCUACUUUGAUCCUAGGGCGCAGGCUGAGGUGCCUGAAGCAGGAAAUGGGAACGUUACUGGGCCUGAUGGGGCAGGAAUCGAGGCAUUGAACGCAGAAGAUGAGGCCUUGACGAGGGUCAUGGCAGGGUUACUAUAACUAUAAGGAAAUCACACAAAGAUGGAUGGUUACGAAAAGGGUAGACACCUCAGGCUGGCCUGUUUGCAUAUGCGCGGGUUCCUAUAUACAUAGUACCAUCCAGACAACAUAUAGACUCAUGUUCCGGGGACAAUACUC